Molecule: messenger RNA, 1794 nt
Organism: Dichotomopilus funicola
Lineage: Eukaryota; Fungi; Ascomycota; Sordariomycetes; Sordariales; Chaetomiaceae
Product: multicopper oxidase-domain-containing protein
Exons: 5
Coding region: 1-1794 (597 amino acids)
Molecular function (GO): copper ion binding; oxidoreductase activity
Source: RefSeq, a predicted model, not a curated record
AUGGGCCUUCUAGACGGUCUCAUAGCAGGCGUCGUUGGCAGCGUCCUGCCUAGGGUCCUCUACACGGCAGUGGCCACAUUGGAACAGUCCAACACCAAUGGACUAUCGGUACUAGGCACAUUAUUUGCCCCCACCCUCCCCCCAUUUCUCAGCGACGACCCAGCCCACGACCCAUUCCCCUGGGGCGACCGCACCGACUCCGGCACCAACCCCUACCUCGAAUACCCGCUAACCGGCGACGUCCGCCGCUACGAAUUCGUCAUCAGCCGGGGCGUGAUCGCCCCCGACGGCUACGAGCGUGAAGUUCUCCUCGUCAACGGCGCCUACCCAGGCCCCCUGAUCGAAGCCAACUGGGGCGACACCAUCGUGGUCAAAGUGCACAACAACAUCACGGGUCCGGACGAAGGCACGGCGAUCCACUGGCAUGGGUUCCUGCAGCACGAGACGCCCUGGGAGGACGGGGCGCCGGGUAUCUCGCAGUGUCCGAUUACGCCAAGGGGCACGUACCAGUAUGAGUUUGUGGCGAGUUUGUAUGGGACCAGUUGGUAUCAUGCGCAUUACUCGGCGCAGUAUACCGGGGGUAUUGUUGGGCCGAUUGUGGUGCAUGGGCCGACGCAUGAGAAGUAUGAUAUUGACCUGGGACCGGUCAUGUUGAGUGACUGGUACCACAAAGAAUACUUCGACAUCGUCGAAGAAAUGCUCGCCCCCCACGGCAACCCCAAAGUCUACUCGGACAACAACCUGAUCAACGGCAAAAUGCACUUCGACUGUUCCACCCUGCCCCCCAACGACACCCACCGCUGCACCAACAACGCCGGCCUCGCCCAAUUCCGCUUCCACACCGGCAAAACCCACCGCCUGCGUCUCAUCAACUCCGGCGGCGAUGGCGUCCAGCGCUUCUCCAUCGACGAGCACACCCUCACCGUCAUCGCCGAAGACUUUGUCCCCGUCCAACCCUACAACACCACGGUAGUCACCCUCGGCGUGGGCCAGCGCGCCGACGUCCUCGUCACAGCCAACGCGAGCAAAUCCCCCAACGCGACCUUCUGGAUGCGCUCCAACCUGACGUCCUGCUCCCCAGCACACCAGCCCUACGCCGUCGCAGCGGUGCAUUACGACCAGGCCAACACGUCGACCACGCCGGACAGUCGGGCGUGGGAUGUGCCCGACCCGGAGAAUUGCGCGAAUGAUCCGCUGGGAACGUCGGAACCGCUGUUUCCCAUUCCGGUGCCGAAGCCGACGAUGGUGGAGGAGAUGGGGAUUGAGUUGUUCCGGAAUGAGUCGGAUGUGGCGCUCUGGAGGUUUAAUGGUGUGUCGAUGCGGACGGAUUAUAAUGCUCCGGUGAUUUUGUUGGCGAAUGAUGGGGUGUUUCGGUAUCCGGAGGAGUGGAAUGUGGUGAAUUGUCGGAAUCAUACCAAGAUUCGGAUUAUCGUGAAUAAUAGGGGUGGGGGGUCCCACCCCAUGCAUCUCCACGGCCACAACUUCUACGUCCUCCACGAAGGCCACGGCGAAUGGGACGGCACCAUCGUGCGCCCGUCCAACCCGACCCGUCGAGACGUAUACCUCGUCCGAGCCAACGGCCAUCUAGUGAUCCAAUUCGACGGCGCGCCAGGAGUCUGGGCCUUCCACUGCCACAUCGCCUGGCAUGCCUCGGGCGGCUUCCUCACCACGCUGAUUGUGCGCCCCGACAAGGUGGAGCAGCUGGAGAUCCCGCGGGACGUCGAAAAGACCUGUCGGUCCUGGGACUUGUGGUCCAAGUAUAACAUUGUUGACCAGAUUGAUAGUGGGACAUAA